Messenger RNA from Myripristis murdjan (pinecone soldierfish), 2018 nucleotides. RefSeq names its product zinc finger protein OZF-like. The transcript is spliced from 2 exons. Gene Ontology annotation, molecular function: RNA polymerase II transcription regulatory region sequence-specific DNA binding; DNA-binding transcription factor activity, RNA polymerase II-specific. NCBI's taxonomy places the organism in Eukaryota, Metazoa, Chordata, Actinopteri, Holocentriformes, Holocentridae. Gene Ontology annotation, biological process: regulation of transcription by RNA polymerase II. Gene Ontology annotation, cellular component: nucleus. Bases 102 to 1559 code for a protein of 485 amino acids. The record is from RefSeq and is a predicted model, not a curated record.
AUGCUGCGCAGAGCCACCAGCUUCAUUCUGAAUACCAUCGAGUUAGUUUUCUCGCUGAGAUCACCGCUUUGCAGCACAUUUCUCCUCUCAGGAACACGAUCAUGUUCAAACUGAAGGACUUUGUAAACCAGCGGCUCUCUGCUGCGGCCGUGGAAAUAUUUGGAGAGUUUGAGAAAAUGCUAGAUUUGUAUAAAGCAGAAGUGACUCGGUCGAAAGAAGAGGUGGACAACCUGCGGAACCAGCUGGACCUCCUGCACGACAGAUCAGCUGCAGAAGCUCCAGCGGCCCACAGCACCGUCACUGCAGACGGGUGUGACUCCAUUCUGCUGCAGGAGAAGCUGCUGCCCUCGACACCAGUGGAAAUGGGACAAGAGUCAAACUUCAGUGUGAAGGUUGAAGCUGCUGGUGUAGAAAAUCCUGACUGGAACAACGGCAUGCUACACUCAGACCCUGAAGUGUCACAGGUUAAAGAAGAGCAGGAGGAACUGGGCAUCGACAGUCAAAAACAAGAGGCUGUUUUUCUUUCUCCUGAUGAUGUGAAAAGUGAGCAAGAUCAACCAGAGGCAGAAUUUGAAUAUGAAUUGCAGCCGCUCUCCUCAGACUGCUCUGCAGCUCAGAGUGAGAACAGUGAUGAUGAGGAUUGGAUGGAGAGCCAAGGAGCUCAAAGAAGGACCAAGAAACGAAAAGCAAAGUCAAAGCAACGACAGACUGACAGUAGUACACAGGAGGGACGUGAAGUGUUACCUCAUGAAGAUUCUUCUGCCAAAAGUCAACCUGAUGAUCGUAUUUCUUGCCAUUUGUGUGGCAAGUCUUUCAAGUACAUAGGUUUUUUAAUGAAUCACAUACAGACACAUGACAAGACAGUUGACUGUCAUGUUUGUAGGAUAACAUUCCAGUCAACAGAGGAGCUGAUAAAACACUUACAGUCUGCUGUUAAGAAAAAACAUUUUUGUGAUGUUUGUGGCAAAACUUUCACCAAAAUGCAUCUGCUCAAAGAGCACUCAAAAAUACACACAGGGACAAAAGAGUUUACAUGUCAAGACUGUGGCAAAGCAUUUCUCCGAAAAACAGACCUUACUGUGCAUGCUAGGACCCACUCUGGGGAGAAACCGUAUCAUUGUGAGUUGUGUGGCCACAGCUUCAGGACAAGUGAUCGACUCAAAACACACAUGAGAUGCCACUCUGGGGAGAAGCCAUACUCAUGUGAUUUUUGUGGGAAAACAUUCAGUCAGAGGUCUAAUCUUAUAAGUCACAAGAGAUGUCACACAGGAGAGAAGCCAUAUCACUGUGAGGUGUGUGGCAAAAGUUUCAGGACUAGCUGUCAUCUCAAAACACACAUGAGAUACCAUUCAGGAGAGAAGCCGUACUCCUGUGACAUUUGUGGUAAAAAAUUUUGCCAGACCGGCGAGUUGACAAGACAUAUGAUGACACACACAGAGGAGAGGCCAUAUGGUUGCCAUGUUUGUGGCAUGAGAUACAAAUUUGUUAGAAAUCUGAAGUUGCACAUGAAAAAUCAUGAGAAGGAAACUACAGUGGCUGAGUCUACAUGCAUGGAGUAACUCAACUACUGGCCACGCUCUGGUUCAGGAUGUAGGUGCUUUUAGCUGCAUAGAUACAUUUUUGACAAUGAGUGAGUAGGCCCUUGCAACAAGUAAAUCAGUAACAGAAUAUUCUUGUCGAUCUGUCCUUUUUAGAAUGUGGUCUCACACUUAUUGAAGUCUGCAGCUGGUAAAGAACCCCAAAUCGUUAUUCUUUUUGUCAGGCUCCCUUUCUUUUUACACUUAACCAGAUAUUUGAGAAUUGAGCUGUAACUAUGUUUGACUGUAAUUGCUCUGAGGCAGCAUGUAGUACAUGGUUUCUCCUGUUACAUAGCUUAAAGAUAUGCAUUGACAACAUCAGUGUUUUUUGUUUAUUCUUUACCCUUUUCCCCGGGGCAGAGUGAUAUGUACUGUGUGUACCUCAGUAGAUUUGCACUGUUAUGUUCACAAUACCACAAUAAAAAACAUUCUCAUUGCCUC